AUUAGAACACAGCAGUGCCGAUCACACACACGCACACACACAUCACUUAUAUUAUACAGAUUUAUUAUAUCACACACACACACACACACACACACACACACACACACACACACACACACACACACACACACACACACCAAGGGGAUUAUUACCACAGCGUUAAUCUGAACACUUUAAUAACGGAGUAAAAACUGAACAGAGAAAUGAGGCGGAUUUCAGUGUGUCCCUUUCUCCUGCUCUUCUUCAGCUCAGUGUCCGGUAGCGCUCCUCUGCCUCGAGCUCAGAAUUUGACCUGGACAUCAUUUAACUUUAAAACCAUCCUGACCUGGAGCUCUGACACUGACCACACACACACCGUCGAGUUCUCCCGGGUGGGGAGAAACAGACAGAGGAAUCCUCACUGCAUCCGAAUCUCUCAUCCGGAGUGUGACCUCACAGAUGACCUCAGUGACCUUAAAGCUGCCUACACUGCAGACGUGCUGACUGAGCUCAUGACCUUUGACCCUACAGAGCUCCCGUUCACUCAGUCCAAACGAUUCUGCCCUUAUAACGACACUGUAAUCGGAGCGCCCCAGUUCAGUGUAGAGAUGGAUGAGAACGGUACGAUUGUGCUUCACAUGGCGGAGCAGCAGACGGCGCUGUACAGAGACGGACGUCACCUCACACUCCGAGACGUCUUUAAACACGACCUCAAAUACAGCAUCAUAUACAACAAAGCAGGAAGCACAGGAACGAAGCAGACUGUGGUGUCUGACAGUGAGGUGGUGAUGAAGGAUGUGGAACGAGGACCCAGUUACUGUUUCAGAGUCGCAGUGUUCAUCGCGUCUCGCAGAGCAAACAGGAAACUGGCCAAGUGGACUUUACCCAAGUGUUCACCUGCAUUGACCUCUGACCUCUUCACAGAGUUGGACCCAGUGCUGGUCAGCGCUGGACUCCUGGUCAUUGCGGCGCUUCUCAUCAUUGUAAUAGUUGUGAUUGUUUGCUGCUGCAGACGGAGAGGAAGAGACAAGCAGACGGAGGAGGAGGUUCAUGUCAUUAAAGAGGUUUAGAGGAAACGUUCCUCAGCAGGUCUUCAUGUGAGAGCUGCUCUUUAGUUUCUAUGAAACAGAAACAUGAUCAGAUCUGAUCACACACACGUCACACUCCAGCUUCAACACUCACUACAUCAUUACACAAAUAUCUAAAAUAUAACUCUAUUAAUGAUAACAUCUACACUUCUGAUUCUGACACAUACAGUGUCCUCCAUUAAUAUUGGCACCCUUGGUAAAUAUGAGCAAAGAAGGCUGUGAAAAAUUCUCUCUAUUGUUUAACCUUUUGAUCUUUUAUUGAUAAAAUUCACAGAAAUAUUCUGCUCUCAUGGAUAUCAAACAAUUACAAACACAACACGGGUUUAUCAGAAAAAUCUUUGCUAAUAGGUGUGCAACAAUUAUUGGCACCCUUUUAGUCAGUACUUUGUGCUACCUCGCUUUGCUGAGAUAACAGCUCUGAGUCUCCUGUAACGCCUGAUGAGGUUGGAGAAUACAUGGCGAGGGAUCUGAGAGCGUUCCUCCAUACAGAACCUCUCCAGAUCCUUCACAUUUCAGGUCCGCGCUGGUGGACUCUCCUCUUCAGUUCACCCCACAGGUUUUCUCUGGGGUUCAGGUCAGGGGACUGGGAUGGUCAUGGCAGGACCUUGAUUUUGAUUCAGUCCCAAAAACAUUAAAGAUCUCCCUCCAUAUUUAACCGUAGGCAUGAGGAACUUUUCCAUACGGCUACCUCUCUGUGUGCUCCAAAACCCCCUCUGUGUUUAUUACCAAAAAGCUCUAUUCUGGUUUCAUCUGACCGUAGAACCCGAUCCCAUUUGCAGUUCCAGUCGUGUCGGCACACUGAAGACGCUCGAGUGUGUUUUUGGAUGAGAGUAGAGGCUUUAGUCUUGAAACCCUUCCAAACAGCUUGUGGUGAUGUCGGUGACUUCAGAUUGUAGUUUUGGAGACUUUCUGACCCCAAGACACGACUAACUCCUGCAGUUCUCCAGCUGUGAUCCUUGGAGAUGUUUUAUCCACUCGAACCGUCCUCUUCACAGUGCGUUGAGACGAUAUAGACACACGUCCAAUUCCAGGUCGAUUCAUAACAUUUCCAGUGGACUGGAACUUCUUAAUUAUUGCCCUGAUGGUGAAACGGGCGUUUUCAACGCUUGUGCUGUUUUCUUAUAGACACGCCCCAUUGUGUGAAGCUCAACAACCUUCUGCCGCACAUCACAGCUAUAUUCCUCGCUCUUACCCAUCGUUAUGAAUGACUGAGGGAAUUUGGCCUGUGUGUUACCUCAUAUUUAUACCCCUGUGAAACAGGAAGUCAUGGUUGAACAAUUUCCUGUUCCUAAUCACCCAAGUCCACAAAAUAAUUUUUUUUUUUUUAAAUAUCAGUGGGAAUAUACUUCAAAUAUAUUUUUCUCAUAUGAAUUCAUAGGAAUUCAUAAUUAUUGCACACCUAUAUUUAACAAAGGUUUUUUUGUGUUUGUAAAAACAGUGUUUGUAAUUGUUUGAUAUCCAUGAGAGCAGAGUAUUUCUGUGAAUUCUUUGAACAAAAGAUCAAAAGGUUCAACAAAAAAGACAAUUUUUCACAGCCUUCUUUACCCAUAUUUACCAAGGGUGCCAAUAUUAAUGGAGGGCGCUGUAGUGAUUAAAGUAUAUAAAUUUAGUGUUUUAUAUUGUAUUUUUUAAUAUGUUUAAUGUGCCUUACAUUAAUGUGUUACUCAGGUGUAAAUAUUGAGGUAUGGUGAAUAAAUAUUUAUUUAUUCUACAGAAAUGUGUAAAUAUGUAAAUAUAUGUAAAUAUAUUACCUGCUAUAUUUAUUGCAUAUAAUAUAUAUAUAUAUAUAUAUAAGUACAUUAUAUUAUAUUCCAUAAAAAACUUUGCUGAUAUCACACACACAGUGUAAUAAAAUAAACAAUUUAGCAGAGAAACAUUUAUAUUCUUUAUGUAUUAAUAAAUAAAUAAGUAAAUGUUUUGUAAACAAUCUGUGGAUGUUGUAUGUGUAACAUCAUGUUGAGCGUGUUUAAUCUGUUUAUUAUUAUAUUAUUUAACAC
Ictalurus punctatus (channel catfish) is the source of this 3064-nucleotide messenger RNA. RefSeq names its product tissue factor. The record is from RefSeq and is a predicted model, not a curated record. Gene Ontology annotation, cellular component: membrane. The coding region runs from base 204 to 1049 and encodes 281 amino acids. The transcript has 6 exons. Gene Ontology annotation, biological process: blood coagulation. Gene Ontology annotation, molecular function: protein binding. NCBI's taxonomy places the organism in Eukaryota, Metazoa, Chordata, Actinopteri, Siluriformes, Ictaluridae.